GUAUUCAGCGCUAGGUUUCGUUAGGUUUUCCGGCGCCAAUGUCUGCUGCAGUCCGUAGGUUAAAAAAGGAAUAUGAAACUCUUAUCAACUCAAGCAUCAAAAAUGUGAUUAGAAAUGUAACAUAUGAUGAACCAAACUUCUUAACAUGGACUGGAUUCAUAGUUUUGGACGAACCUCCCUAUAAUAAGGGUGCUUUCAAAAUUGAAAUCACUUUUCCUGUUGAAUAUCCUUUCAAACCUCCUAAGGUGAUAUUUAAAACACGCAUAUAUCAUCCAAAUAUUGAUGAGAAAGGUCAAAUAUGCCUACCAAUAAUUAACCCAGAAAACUGGAAACCUGCUACUAAAGUAGAACACGGUUGUUUUUUAUCUGCACUAUGUAGUACAUGCAAUAACUACAUAUGGCUGAUGAGUCGAAUUUAUGUAAUGUUUUGGCUAAAAUUAGAAAUUAUUCAAGCACUUGUUGCAAUGCUUCACGCACCGGAAGUUGAACAUGCUCUACGUUCAGAUUUAGCUGAAGAAUAUGCUAAGGAUCAAAAGAAAUUCUUCAAAAAUGCUGAAGAGUUUACACGGAAAUAUGCGGAGAAAAUUCCAAAUUUGUAAAUUCUGUAAUAACUAUUACAAAUUUUUGAUAAUCUCUUCAUGAUCACUUCAUCUUUUAUUUUCUUUCUUUUUCUUUGGUCCAAAGUGAAGUAUUUUUUUUUGUAACUUACACUAUUUCACUCGUAAUCAUGUUGUAUACACUGGCUUGUACACAGUUCAGCUGUAUGUUAGUUAGUGCCUGUAUUGUCAUUUUUCUUUUUGAUGUUAGGAAAGCUUUUGGCGAUGUUCAUUACAACAGUGUACAUCACCGACAAUAGGUAUAGAGUGAUUAAUACAUCACUGAUCUUCAAAAACAGUGAAAUGUCUAAAUAAAUUAACGUAUAAUUUCAUUUCAUUUAAAUCAUUAUUUCAAAUACUUCUCUUGAUACUACUAAUAUUUCAAAAUCUUUUGCUCUUCAAGCUUUUAUUAUAUUUUGACCAGUGCAUUAUGUUUCUUUAAAGUGCACAACAAUACUUGCAUAUACCAAUGAUAGGAAUGCAUAUAAUUCCAACUUAUUUCAUUGAAUUCAUAAUUCAAA
This is a messenger RNA of Schistosoma margrebowiei, 1117 nucleotides long. The record is from the annotation of a GenBank genome assembly. Lineage: Eukaryota; Metazoa; Platyhelminthes; Trematoda; Strigeidida; Schistosomatidae.